Molecule: messenger RNA, 1417 nt
Organism: Esox lucius (northern pike)
Lineage: Eukaryota; Metazoa; Chordata; Actinopteri; Esociformes; Esocidae
Product: C-type lectin domain family 4 member E-like
Exons: 8
Coding region: 162-1034 (290 amino acids)
Source: RefSeq, a predicted model, not a curated record
AUACAGAUAUGAGAGUUGUGUAAUGAUAGUGAGCCUAGCUGUCCAGCCUGUCCAACCCCCUCACUUCACAAACACAUGAAGGAACAGGCAAAUGUGUAAACUGCGAUGUUGAGGAACGUUUUCUUUUUCUGGUGUUGAUUCUGAGAGAACUUGAAGCAGUGAUGAUGUCUCAAGAAAUUGUCUACUCCAACGAAACAAUCACUCUGCACCAGAACCAAGACAAAGAGGAAGGAAUUGUCUACAGGGUCCUACAGUCACAAGACAUGCUGGGGUUGUCUACAGGGUCCCAAAGUCACCAGACAGUCCAAAUGUUUAUACGGCAAAAUACCAACAAAGAAAGUGACCUUGGGCCUCCCCAAGUGGGGUCUAAAGGAGGGUCUCAGAGAGUUACCAUGGUGACACUGGCAUGUCUCUGGAUUCUACUGUUUUGCCUGGCUACUGCUUGGGUAGUGCUCUUUGUUUCCAAUGAGGUGAAAGAUAAUAUAUCAGACCAAAGAGAGGUGUUAUCCUCAGAACUCCAAUUCUGUGAGAAGAACCUUACUGUAGUCAACAACCACCUGACAACUCUCCGAGCGAAACGAUGUGCCUCUGGCUGGGAGUUCUACAAUGGAUCAUGCUACCACUUCUCUGAAGACAAACUGACCUGGGAACAGAGUCAAUAUGCCUGUAUCCGUGAUGGAGGACACCUGGUCAUCAUAGAGAGUCAGCAGGAGCAGGACUUUAUUAGAAUGAAGGUGGGAAACACUGAAGUUACAAACAGCUACUGGAUUGGAAUGACAGACAUUAAGGUGGAGGGAGUUUGGGUCUGGAUGGACAAUACACCCCUUAAUAACAGCAUCAAGUACUGGGACCAAAACAAUGGAACAGGUGUCAGUGACUUUCCAGAACCAAAUGACUGGGAGUCAAAUGAAGACUGUGCCCAAAUGGGUCAGCGCUGUUCUGGUCAAAUCAGUUGUUGGAUUGACACUCCAUGUAAUGUUCCAUCUAAGAGAAUCUGUGAGAGUCAUUCAAAUGGAGAAUAUUUUACAUUAUAACCAGCAAAAGGCAAUUAAUCAUUGGGCAAUAUAUAGCCUAGCGCCAGUGUUUCUGCUUUUGGAUAUUGUACUUUCUCACCAUAACCAGAUGGUUGUUGUAUUGUACUGAAAUUGAAGGACUUUUUAUAUUUACAAAAUAUUUCUAAAUAUGUUUUAUGUUCCUUUUUAGUGUUUUCUGAUCUUGAUUAUAGAACAUUAAUUAUGCUUUUUGAUAUAUUGAGUUGAUUGAUUUCCUCUGCCUAAUUAUUGCAUUUGAUUGUUUCCUUUGUUGCCAAUUAAUCAUUGGGCAAUAUAUAGCAUAAGACCAGUGUUUACAAUUUACAAUAAAAAAUGUUAUUACUAUUGACUGCAGUGUAUUGAAAAAGAUAAAGAUUUUAUAUAUU